AGAUUAAGACUGAAACGGUUAAUCAGGUUAGGGGCUCAGAGAAGAGGGGCUGGAAGUGCAUAAAAGCGAAACCCACAAGAAGGGUCCCCGGCACCCAUUUAUCCUCUGCAACAACAACAAAGUGCUCCUGGGCCCAAUAAGUGUCGUGUUGACAGUCCCGUGGAUGGCUCUCCCUGCCGCACACCUCAGCUUGCCUCCGCUGGAUGUCACACCGUCGCCUUGACUGGGAGAUCAGGCAGAGCGCUGCAGUCAGUCACCGGAUACGAGACAUACACAGCGCUGCACGAUCUGCUCGCGACCAGCCACCUCGGGCUGCUGCGGACAGAGUGACUGGGAUUAUUCAGCCUCGUAACACCUCAAUCCGCGUGGAUUUUCCUCUUUUCUCGGUGCCCAUGUGCUGACUUCAUCAGGCUCCCACAUAGCUGCAAAUGAAUCUUCAGCUGCUCUUGUGUAGCUCAGCGCCCAGAUAGUCCCCUCCCCUCGCUGCGGGCGAUACGGGACUACGGAAACCAGGAUGCCAGCCCCUGGGAGGGCGGGGAGCCUGAAGGAUCCGGACGUGGCCGAACUGUUCUUCAAGGAGGAUCCAGAGAAGCUUUUCUCUGACCUCCGGGAGAUCGGCCAUGGCAGCUUUGGGGCCGUCUACUUUGCGCGGGAUGUGCGAACGAAUGAGGUGGUGGCGAUUAAGAAGAUGUCUUAUAGUGGCAAACAGUCUAAUGAGAAAUGGCAGGACAUCAUAAAGGAGGUCAAGUUUCUCCAGAGGAUCCGACACCCUAACAGUAUAGAGUACAAAGGAUGUUACCUUCGUGAGCACACAGCAUGGCUGGUGAUGGAGUAUUGCCUUGGCUCAGCCUCUGACUUGCUUGAAGUACAUAAAAAACCUUUACAAGAAGUUGAGAUCGCUGCCAUUACACAUGGUGCGCUGCAGGGGCUGGCAUACCUUCACUCCCACAACAUGAUCCACAGGGAUGUAAAAGCAGGUAACAUCCUGCUGACCGAGCCCGGCCAAGUCAAACUGGCAGACUUUGGCUCGGCCUCCAUUGCCUCGCCUGCCAACUCCUUUGUGGGAACGCCAUAUUGGAUGGCCCCGGAGGUGAUUCUAGCUAUGGAUGAGGGCCAGUAUGACGGGAAAGUGGAUGUGUGGUCCUUAGGCAUUACCUGUAUAGAAUUAGCCGAGAGGAAGCCUCCAUUGUUUAAUAUGAAUGCAAUGAGUGCCUUAUACCACAUAGCGCAGAAUGAGAGCCCCACACUACAAUCCAGUGAAUGGACGGAUUACUUUAGAAACUUUAUAGAUUCUUGCCUUCAGAAAAACCCUCAAGACAGGCCACAUUCUGACGACAUGCUGGGUCACGCGUUUCUGCAGCGCGAACGUCCAGAUUCCGUGUUGAUGGAUCUCAUUCAGAGAACCAAGGAUGCAGUGCGAGAGCUGGACAACCUGCAGUACCGCAAGAUGAAGAAGAUACUCCUUCAAGAGGCUCAUAACGGGCCCACCACAGAAGCCCAGGAUGGAGAUGAGGACCUCGAGUUAGGCGGAGGUCGCACAGGAACGGUGAACAGCGUGGGCAGCAAUCAGUCCAUCCCCAGCAUGUCCAUCAGCGCCAGCUCCCAGAGCAGCUCGGUCAACAGCCUGAACGAAGCGGCUCAGGACAGCCGCAGCGAGCUGGACCUGAUGGAGGGAGACCACACGGUCAUGUCAAACAGCUCCGUGAUUCAUGUCAAACCGGAAGAAGAGGAGAGUCCCUCUGGCGAGCAGGCAGGCACCAGUGAACCUACUGAGCCACAGCCAGAACCAGCUCAGGCCCCAAAGAAGCACUAUCGCAACAGAGAGCACUUUGCUACCAUACGCACAGCAUCACUCGUGACGCGCGAGAUGCAAGAACACGAGCAGGACUCAGAGCUGAGGGAGCAGAUGUCGGGUUACAAGCGCAUGAGGCGGCAGCAUCAGAAGCACCUGAUGGCCCUGGAGAACAAGCUGAAGGGAGAGAUGGAUGAGCACCGGCUGAGGCUCGACAAAGAGCUCGAGAGUCUGAGGAACAACUUCACUCAGGAGAUGGAGAAGCUGCUCAAAAAGCACCAAGCAGCACUGGAGAAAGAUCUCAAGACGUUUACCAACGACGAGAAGAAGUUUCAGCAGCACAUCCAGGUCCAGCAGAAGAAGGAGCUCAGCAGCUUUUUGGAGUCACAGAAGCGGGAAUACAAACUACGCAAGGAGCAGCUAAAAGAGGAGCUGAGCGAGAACCAGUCAACUCCCAAAAAGGAGAAGCAGGAGUGGCUGUCCAAACAGAAGGAAAACAUUCAGCACUUUCAGGCAGAAGAGGAGGCCAACCUGCUGAGGAGACAGAGGCAGUACCUGGAACUGGAGUGUCGGCGCUUCAAACGGAGGAUCCUCAUUGCCAGACACAACGUGGAGCAGGAUCUAGCUAGAGAGGAGCUGAACAAGCGGCAAACUCAGAAGGACCUGGAACACGCGAUGCUGCUCAGGCAUCACGAGUCCAUGCAGGAGCUGGAGUUCAGGCAUCUGGCGACCAUCCAGAGGGCCCGCGCUGACCUGAUCCGAACCCAGCACCAGACGGAGCUCACCAACCAGCUGGAGUACAACAAGAGGAGGGAGAGGGAGCUGAGGCGCAAGCAUGUCAUGGAGGUCCGGCAGCAGCCCAAGAGCCUGAAGUCGAAGGAGCUCCAGAUUAAGAAGCAGUUCCAGGAUACGUGUAAGACCCAGACACGGCAGUACAAGGCGCUCAGGAACCACCUGCUGGAGACCACGCCAAAGUCUGAGCACAAGGCCGUGCUCAAGAGGCUGAAAGAGGAGCAGACCCGGAAGCUGGCCAUCCUGGCCGAGCAGUACGAUCACUCCAUCAACGAGAUGCUCUCCACCCAGGCCCUACGGUUAGACGAGGCUCAAGAGGGCGAGUGUCAGGUUCUGAGGAUGCAGCUGCAACAGGAGCUGGAGCUGCUCAACGCCUACCAGAGCAAGAUCAAGAUGCAGACGGACGCCCAGCACGACAAGGAGAGGAGGGACCUGGAGCAGAGGGUGUCCCUGCGGCGGGCUCUGCUGGAACAGAAAAUUGAGGAGGAAAUGCUCUCCCUCCAGAACGAGCGCUUGGAGCGAAUCCGCUCCCUGCUGGAGCGCCAGGCGCGGGAGAUUGAGGCUUUCGACUCAGAGUCGCUGCGGCUGGGGUUCAGCAACAUGGUGAUCACCAACCUCGCUCCGGAUUCCCAAGGAGGCUGGGGGGGCGGAGGAGGUGGUGGAGGAGGCCAGGGAGGUCAGGGUGGAAGCCACUGGCCCGGAGGUGGCGGAGGAGGCGGCCAUCACAGUCAUCACCAGGGCGGCUCCAGUUCGCAGCAGCCCUGGGGUCACCCGAUGCUUGCAGGCGGCCCGCCUCCCUGGAGCCUCCAUCAUCCCGGCGGAGGGAGUCAGAGAAGUAGUCAGGGAGGCGCGGGAGGGGUGAGGAACAGCCCACAGGCUAUGAGGAGGACGUCAUCGGGGGGGAGGGGUGAACAGGCCAUGAGCAGGAGCGCCAGCAUCACUUCUCAGAUCUCCAACGGUUCCCACCUGUCAUACACCUAAAAAAAAAAAAAUAGAUAAACACACACAGAAGAAACACAAUCGCUGUAAUUAAGACACACUAAGCACACCGCACGCAUAUUGUCGUUUCCCACCACACACCUCGCGUUGCAGACUGGUGAGACCCGGGCGGUCUGUGGAAACCCAUGAGAGCUGAAGCCAAACUGAAUGCCAUUUACAGUGUGCCACUGCUGCCUGCUUUUUUUUUUGUGUGCUCGUUUUUGUCAAAUUAGCCUGUGUUGCUAUUUACCCUCUGUGCUAGUCCACCAUGGAGUUUAACUAGAGAGGUUAGCUUGCAGUACGUUUUACUAUUUUUAACGUGUGAGUCGGCUGAGUCAGAUUGUUUUGCACAAUACGGCGUCUGGUGAGGGAAAAACUUGCUGCUUUUACCAAAGUUACAUAAAUCCUUGUGAGAUGCCAUGAAAACAUUCAAAAGCAGACUGUGAAAUUCUUUGUGCGCUUGAAUAAAUGUUAGGUUGGCUGAAAUGUCAACAGAGUUAAAAAAAAAAAAAUGUUAUGGAGGGGAAAAAAUCAAAGUUGUGUGUCAGUGUCACAGGGUCACUUUCUCACAACACUGAAACGUGUUUCUAUGCAGAAGGUUUGAAUUUGCAUUUCCAGGUUUAGAAGUAUGGUAAAAAGAAAACUGAAAACAUAAUUAGAUUUUUUGUUUCCAGAAUUGAUUUCCUAUUCUCACAUCUAAACAAUUAAAUUAGGAAUAAAGCACUUCUUAAGUUGAUUUAAAUUUAAAUAAAGUAAAAAAUGACUGAGUUAUAAAAUUGAUUGUUUUUUUUCUCUGGCCUUACAAACACAAAUAAAAAAAUAUUUCUAGUUAUUAAUCUUAUUUUUUUUUUCCUAAAAGCAUUAAAAAAAAAAACACUAAAAAAUAACAAAAGUGGUUUUACAGGACCCUGGAGUUGCAUUCAUAAAUAUAAACACUCAAAAACGUACAAGACUGUGAUUUAACUAAAUAAUUUUGUGUAAUAUAUAAUCUGUAUUUGCUAAUUCUAAUUUUAUAUAUUUUAAAGUAGAGCUGAUUUUACCUUAAAGAUAAAAAUGAAAAUAAAUGUGACUUUUAACACACAUCACCUUGUUUAUUUUUUUUUUUACUAAAUGAUUUUAAGAACAUACGGAUAAUAAAUUCCAACCGGUUUGUUUUUGAUUGGAUUAUUUUGUGAUGAAAUAUACAGAAAAUCAUUGAAAUUGGAGUCUGUAAAAGUAUGCGUUUUUGAAUUGGACGAUGUGUAGGAACCCUGAUAACAACCUGUGUCACGGCGUGGAGGCAGGAGUUAUUUGGAGAGACGCACCGAUCCAACAUUUCUGUUUCUGAUCUUUUUGUUUUCAUACAGCUUCAACCUGCUUACACUGAUUAGAGCCAAUUUUCUUCAAGACAUACAAUUAAACAGCAUUUAAAAAAUUUCUCUUUUAUAGCCUUUCGAUCAUUAGCGGUCCUUAAUUGUUUAUUUGCUCAUGCACUUUUUCAGAGUAGUUGUUGUAAAACAGGGUUCAAAUAGUUUAAAAUGAAAAUAAAUUGAUUAGCACUAAACUGUCUUUAACAUUUUAUAUUGCCAAUUAUCAGUAUUAGCUUUACUGUUUACAGCAUUUUCUGUGUAUAGAGGAUAAGGAUCCUACCUUAACUUGGGAUUUACAAAUGGCCGACAGCAUUUCAUGUUACAGGCAAACUGAGGUUGUAAGCUUAAGCCCUGGAAAAACAGAGCAGCUUCCAACCAACAGGACUAAAGUACAAAAUGGUGAAGGGCAAAAACGACCACCACUUGCCAAAUUCUGUGUCUGCGUUGCAGCAGCCUGAAUCAACAGAUGACUCUAUAGUAAUUAGUCUAAUUUUUACUUUCUACAGCUAUUUUUUCCUUUGCUUUCUUCAAAAGAACAUCACUAAUACUGACAAUAACUUCUACUCUUCUUCCUUCAGUAACAACUUCCGUACCAAACAGUGUUGUUGUUGUUGUUGUUGUUACCGUGACCAGUCGUGCUGCGUUAGACGAUUGGAAAAGAUUAGAUUUCACAUUUUUGGUCACCGUUCAGGGCCGGUCAAGCUUAAAAAUGAGUUGAUCGUGGUAACCUGCCAAUUUUGUGUUGUAUCUUGAGUUAUUUGAGGACGUUGGGUCAAAGUGCUCACAUGCUAACAGUAAGAGAAGUUGGGUUCCCGCUGUCCACACCACCACUGGAUUGUACCUGUAGGUGUGCGCCAGAGAGUCUCGGUCAGUUUAAGCCUCAUGGCCAAGUAGUAGUCAGCUCCCGGGUUUCCACAGACCUGCCCACCUCAGUCUCACUCUGCAGGACGCUGUUGCCAUAUUAGCCCACUAUCCUUUCAUGACAAUGGCGGGUUUUCAUCAUUACCUAACCACAACUUGAAUAAAAAAAAACUGGUGAUCGCUCCUCACCUAUUAGCAGUAACGCAGUAGUGUUCCGAUCAAUGCAGUAAAGCCUGUCGGCCAGUUUCAACGGGGUGCAGUGGCAGUAAGUUGCACUUUAGCCAAGGCCAACUCAAAAAGUCAGAUCUGAUCUCACACACGUGCACACGCGGUAGUUUUUACUCCACAGUCAAAGCAGUACGGAAACUCGGCUGAUGGAUGCAUGUACAGAGAAAGUUUAAACAUUAGAAUUUUGGACAAAAAAAAAACACAGCACACAGAUCUGUUAAAGAUGUAAAUGUUGAUUUAAAGUAAAAAAAAAAAUAAAUAAAUAAAAAAUGGCCUCAAAGAUAAAAGAACAGCUUGUCUGUCGGAUGGUGACUGCUGAAUGUUUUAGCGGAUCCAUGGGUGGUGAUGCUGGGAUCUCCGCUGCCGUGCCCCUGCAAAAACCCCUCCCCGGUCUGACACCCCGCUCUGUCUCACCCUCCGAUCUGACCGCCGAUCUCCCUGCGUCCUUCGCUUCCUUCCUUCCCGUGUCCCUCGAGGCCCCCCCGGUGGAUUGGGGGAGGGGGGGGGGGGCCCGCUGGUCUGCAGGGAAACAACACUCAAGAGAACGUACAGACGAACUGGAGAUGUGGUGUUUAUAUAAAUCUAAAAAAAAAAAGAGGAUUUCAGAGAAGUCUUAUAGUGAAACUACACGUUUUAUGAUUUUCACAGAGAGAAUGUACAGUCAACAUGUUAAUAUUGUACAGUCUGGAAAUCUAAAUGACAAAUCAAGGCAAAUUGAACAUGCGAUGAGGGCACAACGCCGUGGCUUUACAGUUGCUGUAGUUAAAACAAGUGUUUGCUGAGUUUUCACUUGUUCUGUUUGCAGCUGCUACACUUUUGUUUUUUUUCUUUUUUCGGUUGUGAAUUUUAGGUCGGAAUGCCCCAAGGAAGUGGCAACGGUUUGUUUAAAAGUGUGUGAGGAGGAUUUUUGCACAUCAUUUCAACCCUUUUCUCCUUUAGCUCUGUCUGUGUAAAACUGACAAUGUUCUACCAGGUAGACACUCAGGCCUAAAGUAAGCUGUUGUCCUUAAAAUCAAAAGUAAAACUUAAAUGCUACAGAACGCACUCUACAUCCUGAAAUAGUUUCCAAAUUGUUGCACAAGGCUGACCGUUUUUUUCUUUUUUUAGUAAAAGGUUACUUUAAGUCUGGCCUUACUCGGGCUUAAUUUUUGAGACAUGCAUUACUUGUUUAAAGCCUCUUUUCAACAAAUUGUCUGCAUUUAAAUCGAAGCAACAGAAAUUAUGCCCCCAUUCUGUCAAAACAUUAAAAAAAAUUCAGUUUAGAAAUAUAAUUUAUACCCACAACAGUAUUUUUUAUUUUUUAAAGCUGUCUGUUGAGGGUCAAACAAACUGCAGAGUUUUAAAUCUAUUUACCAUUGACUUUUUUUUUUGCAAGGCAGUGGGGGCAGAGUCUAGCUUUAGUCUAGCUUUAGACAUUGGUCACUCUGAACUGGAUCGGUAGCACUGAUUGCACAAGUAGCUGACCAGUUUUACGAGUCUACUGUGACAGCCCUCCCCGCUUCCUCCUCCUGAAGGGGGCAGCUGCCGUGGGCUGGAAGUAGGUGGAAGGCCGGUUUACUUCUCUGUACAGUCUGUUUAUCAGUAUUCCUUUUCUCCCUUCCUGUCAUAUUUGGUGAAUCUUGCUGUUUUAUUCUCCCUGGUCCAGAGAUCUGUAUAAAACUGUAUUAAAGUGUAUAGUUUGUGCAAAUAAAAAUACAAAUUAAAAAAAGCUGAAUGUUGCAUAGCAGAAGAGAAUAGAUAUUCCUUCAGGUGAAAAAAUGAGUGAUUUAAAAUCUAUAAAAGAAAUUCAGAUGCAAAGUUUAGGGGAUAAAUGUAAUAUUUUGUUUGUAAUUACUAUUUUUUGUGUUGGAAGAGGGCUACUGGAUAAAGAAUCACCUGUAAUAAAGUAAUUUUAAUAUUU
This is a messenger RNA of Fundulus heteroclitus (mummichog), 7900 nucleotides long. RefSeq names its product serine/threonine-protein kinase TAO1. Gene Ontology annotation, molecular function: ATP binding; protein kinase activity. Bases 515 to 3565 code for a protein of 1016 amino acids. The transcript is spliced from 22 exons. The record is from RefSeq and is a predicted model, not a curated record. Gene Ontology annotation, biological process: protein phosphorylation; execution phase of apoptosis. Lineage: Eukaryota; Metazoa; Chordata; Actinopteri; Cyprinodontiformes; Fundulidae.